GUCCCCUUCGUCUGCCACCACCUCCCCGGUCAGGUUGAGGCUUUUCAAUCAGCUAUCAUCUCCUCUGUCUAUCUGUUCCGGUCGUCGUCUUCAUCAUCAUCUGCAAACAAGAAUGGCGCUCAAGGCCGUACACGUCUCGGAUGUACCCGUUAGCCUCCUCGACAUAGUCCAAGAAAACAUCGCAUUAGCCCUCCCUCCGGCCUCCUCCACUCCUCGCUCCUCUCAAGGAGUGGGAGAUGAGAGAGGGGAGAAUGGUAAUGAAGUCGCAUACGGGGUGCUGCCGGCGGAGAAGUUCGUGGUGAUGGGGCACAGGGGGAACGGCAUGAAUAUGCUGCAGUCGCCCGACCGGAGGAUGAAGUCCGUCAAGGAGAACUCCCUCCGGUCCUUCAAUGCCGUCGCCAAAUUCCCCAUCGACUUCGUCGAAUUCGACGUUCAGGUCACGAGAGACGACUGCCCUGUCAUUUUCCACGACAACUUCAUCCUCACUAAACACAAGGGUGAGAUAAUUGAGAAAAGGGUUACAGACCUUACCUUGGAAGAAUUUCUCACAUACGGACCUCAGAGUGACCAUGAAAAUGUUGGGCAGCCCCUCUUUAGGAAAACAAAGGAUGGGAGGAUUUUCGAGUGGAAGGUCGAGGACGAUGCUCCUCUAUGCACGUUGCAGGAGGUCUUCGAGAAUGUGGACCAUUCCGUUGGCUUCAACAUCGAACUAAAAUUUGACGAUCAUGUUGUGUAUCAAGAGGCUGAUCUCACCCGCGUACUUCAAGCUAUUAUAAGGGUGGUACGUGACCAUGCCAGGGAUAGACCUAUUAUCUUCUCGAGCUUUCAGCCUGAUGCUGCGCUGUUGAUCCGGAAACUGCAGAGCACUUAUCCCGUGUAUUUCCUGACCAAUGGAGGAAACGAGAUUUUCUCGGACGUAAGAAGGAAUUCUUUGGACGAGGCAAUUAAGGUAUGCUUGUCUGGUGGGUUGCAAGGGAUCGUGUCCGAGGUGAAGUCUGUGCUGAGAAAUCCCGGGGCCGUCACCCGAAUCAAAGAUUCUCACCUCACUCUUUUAACUUAUGGCCAAUUGAAUAAUGUUGCUGAGGUUGUGUAUAUGCAACAUCUGAUGGGUGUGAAGGGCGUGAUCGUUGAUUUUGUCCGUGAAAUCACCGCAGCAGUCUCGGACUUCAUAAGUAGUUCGGCCAAGGAAGCAAGGGAAGGUGAGGGAUUGCUUGGAAAGAGUAAGGGCGACGAAGAGGCCAAAGUGGCUAAGCCCCAAUUUUCACAGCACGAGCUCUCGUUCCUCUUCAAGCUUAUACCAGAGCUGAUCCAGGCCUCAGGUCAUUAGAUUAGUAGACCGGACUAGUUUUAACUCUUACUUUGUAGCCUGCACUCUAGAUCGAAUAUCAAGACUUAGUUCUAGGGGAGACCGAAAUCAUUACUACUCAAACUUUAGGGUAGCCAUCUUCGCGUAGUGGCUCGAUGAAAUGGGUCAUAGACCUCCUGCUCUGGUCUCGGGUAGGUUCGGGCAUCGUGGGGUUACCAUUGCUGCUAUGGAGGGAAUGAAGCUGGGGGAGUGAUUGAUGUGGCAUUCACUGUAGUAGGGAAGUCUUGCAUGUUGGUUGUUGUAAAUGUAGUGCCGUAAUAGAUGUAAGCCAGUACCAAAGUCCCUUGCUUGAUC
This is a messenger RNA of Punica granatum (pomegranate), 1660 nucleotides long. The record is from RefSeq and is a predicted model, not a curated record. Lineage: Eukaryota; Viridiplantae; Streptophyta; Magnoliopsida; Myrtales; Lythraceae.